Impatiens glandulifera is the source of this 1766-nucleotide messenger RNA. RefSeq lists its product as uncharacterized. The transcript has 15 exons. The record is from RefSeq and is a predicted model, not a curated record. Bases 379 to 1620 code for a protein of 413 amino acids. NCBI's taxonomy places the organism in Eukaryota, Viridiplantae, Streptophyta, Magnoliopsida, Ericales, Balsaminaceae.
AUUAGGAACUUUCUUAGCAGAGCAGUAUUCCAAUUGGAAGCUGACUUCUUCUUCUUCUUCUCUCUCUGCGCAGAAUGUUUAGCGUAGAAUCUGGUUGCUCUUGAGCAUUAUAAAAUUGUAUUCUAUAUUCUCUGGGAGUUUUGUUCGUGUUUUGCGUUUUUACUUUUACAAAAGUUCUUCUCUUGCUCAAGAUUUUCAUAUUUCCCGGGAAAGUAGACUGCUUUUCGCUUGAUUAUAUCAGCACCAGACUUUAUUUCCGCCUUUAGAAGCAGCUUCAAUUAAGCUAUCGGUCUUUGAGUCUUCUUCCCGGCCGAGGUUUCUAUUCCUCUCUCUCUGUUGCAGGAAUUUCUGCAGUUGUGAAGCAGUGAUUUUCAUAGUAUGCUGAGUGAUUCAAAGACCUUUUCACAAGUCUCCCUCUCUUUGUGCAUACAAGGCCGGAAGAUUGUAAAUAACAUGGGGAUACGCAGAAAACCAAAUGAGAGCCUGAGACUUAUUCUAACAACGUUUAUUGGAGUUGUUUUGGGCUUCUUCAUUGGAUUGUCAUUUCCAACAUUUUCUUUACAGCUUAGUUGGCAAUCAAACCACCCUUGUCAAGUUGGUAAACUGAACUCGGCUAUCUCCAACCAAACAGCUUGUGUUAAAGGAAAUGGAAAUUGUUCAAUCGAAGCUCCAAAGCUGAAUAAUACAAAGGUUUGGGUCUCAACAAAUCCACGAGGUGCAGAGAGGUUACCACCGGACAUAAUUGCUGCUGAGUCAGAUUUAUAUUUACGCAGAUUAUGGGGUAAUCCUAAUGAGGAUGUAUUAAUCAAGCAAAAGUACCUUGUCACAUUUACAGUAGGCUACGGACAGAAAAAGAAUAUUGAUGCUGCUGUUAAGAAGUUUUCUGAAAACUUCACUAUCCUUUUAUUUCACUAUGAUGGCCGGACAAGUGAAUGGAACGAGUUUGAGUGGUCAAGGCGAGCUAUUCAUGUGAGUGUUGAAAGGCAAACAAAGUGGUGGUAUGCCAAGAGAUUUCUCCAUCCUGAUAUAGUUGCUCCAUACGAUUACAUAUUUGUCUGGGAUGAAGAUCUUGGGGUUGAACAUUUUGAUGCUGAAGAGUACAUUAAGCUGGUAAGGAAACAUGGCUUAGAGAUUUCCCAGCCUGGUUUGGACCCCAGCAGCAGAGGAUUGACUUGGCAGAUGACUAGAAGAAGAGGCGGCAUUGAGGUUCACAAACAAACAGAAGAGAGACCAGGUUGGUGUUCUCAUCCACAUGCACCUCCAUGCGCAGGAUUUGUUGAGAUCAUGGCUCCUGUGUUUUCUAGAAAGGCUUGGCGAUGUGUGUGGCAUUUGAUUCAGAAUGAUUUGGUUCACGGGUGGGGCCUUGACUUUGCCCUCCGAUUGUGUGCCGAGCCUGCACAUGAGAAGAUUGGAGUGGUGGAUGCUCAGUGGAUUGUUCAUCAAUCUCUUCCAUCACUUGGAAACCAGGGGCAAUCAGAAGAUGGUAGAGCACCAUGGAUGGGGGUAAGAGAGCGAUGUAUGAAUGAAUGGAACAUGUUUAGGGGCAGGGUUGCCGAAGCAGAAAGGAAGUAUAAUGAGUCAAUUACAAUUCAUUCAACACAAAAUAAGUUGCAGUCAUAGGAUAGGCCUAAUGCAUAUACAUCAACUUAUGUUACUCUAGGAUUUAUUAUUAUAUCUUUUUUAUACUAAUAUUUUGUUAGUAAUAAAUUUUGAUAUUGAAAUGUAACUAUAUAUUUUUAUGUUCAAAUAAAUAAGCCAAUUUGAGA